Messenger RNA from Entamoeba invadens IP1, 1440 nucleotides. RefSeq lists its product as hypothetical. Lineage: Eukaryota; Evosea; Mastigamoebida; Endamoebidae. The coding region runs from base 1 to 1440 and encodes 479 amino acids. The transcript has a single exon. The record is from RefSeq and is a predicted model, not a curated record.
AUGCAAAAAAAGAUGAUAACUAUUACCGCUUCCGAGCUCGCCACCCUCAAGAAGAGCAAAACCGUCCUCGAAGAACUUCAGCGCGAAAACGUUUUCCUUAAGACCGAGAUAGAGAAGUCGCACCACGACCAAGACCUUUCCUGGGAUGAACUUGUCAAAGCCCAACAAAUCUGGGAAGAAAAAAUGGGGGAGUUUAUGGACCUUGAAAAACAACUAGCUGUUGUUCGUGCAAAACAACAACUUCAGCAGAUGUUCCCUAAUACCCCCACUGACUUAACGCAACAAACUCAACAGAACAAUAAAAUGGAAAUUUCAGAGCCUUUAAACCCCGAAGGCAACGAAGAAGAGACCAAACAGGAAAGUUUCAAAAUGGAAGAAGAGUCUCCUGCACAAGAAGAGGAAGUCAAGACGGAAAAUGGAGAAACGACACCGAGCCAUACGCCACAAAUGUUUCCAAACCAACAGAGUAUACAAAUGAUACACCAAACAUAUCACCCAGUUUCUCCAUUCAAAAUGGCCAAGUUGACAAUUGAGAACAACAUCAAUUUUGUGGGUGGGUCUAAUGAUUGUGACGUAUCAAAUAAUGCCCAAAACACACCACCACAAAACCACGUCGAUGAAGACGAGACCGAACUUGAAUUUUUCUUUUCUAAAAGCGCCGAGGACAAAAAGUCACAAAGCUCCACUCAACAACAAGCACCUAAAAUGAACUCGGAGAACUCUGCACUGCCAACAAUACUCCCUUCUCCCAAUUUUCCGAAGAUUGAAACAAAUGAACUAAGUCGGCCUUUUGUGAAGUCCGAAUUUCUUGAGAAAAUAGAGAAAAUGCGAAAGGGAGACAGACCAGAGAGCAUUGAGAGAAGAGAAAAAUUGGAGCGCGAAAAGAACGAGAGAAAAGAGAGAAUCGAACGCCUUGAGAAGGCGAAAAAGAAGGCCAAAGCCGCGCAAAAACAGAGUGAAGAGAAAAAGCCGCGCAAACAGAAGAUAUCAGUGGGGGCGAGGUCGUUCAUAUCGGCGACGAUGAGAACGACUCUACUCGCGUCGAUAGAAAAGGCUAUUCAGGCCGAGAAUGAUGACUUGGCCGUGUCAUCGAUACCGUUUGGUCCCAGCAAGAGUAUGUUUGAGGUGGGGUAUAUUGCACUGCUCAAGACGGUGUUUAAACAGUGUACCGCGCAGCUUAGAAUAUCGUUAAAUGGUGGAUGUGCGGUGGUGAAUGUAAUGAACAUCUUCAAGCUUUUUAUGGAAGAGAAUAAGAAGCUGAACGAUUUGUAUAAUAACACAGACAAAAAAACGAAGCCACUGAUCAGAGAGGACUUUGUGAACUGCAUUAAGGUCAUUCUACAACAAAGAGCUUCGUUCAAGAUGUGUACGUUUUUCGGUAUUAUCAUGCCGGAAUGCCAAUUCAUUUCGAUGCAAAUCGGAGACAAAACCACAGUGUAA